AUGAGACGACUGUUGCUUGCGGUCUUUUUGGUCAGUCUCAUCAUCAGACUCUUCAAUGCCUUCACAAUUCGAACCUUUUUCCAACCAGACGAAUACUUUCAGGCCUUGGAACCGGCGCACAAGUUGGUAUUUGGUUACGGCUACAUCACCUGGGAGUGGACUCAGCGGCUCCGUUCUGCAUUGCAUCCGCUCAUAUAUGCUGGUGGAUACCAAUUGAUGUACAAAGUGCUACCUCCGUCGAAGGAGGAUUUAGCGGUAGAGAUUGCGCCCAAGCUCGUCAGUUCUGUGAUUGCGGCGCUUGGAGAUACAUACACAUACCGAUUUGCGGCUUCUUAUACUCUCAACGAUGAAGUGGCCAUGGUAGCAUGGAUACUUUCGCUCGCAAGUAGCUGGAAUUGGUAUGUCUCUACACGAUCGUUCUCCAAUAACCUUGAGCUGAUGUUGACCACCAUUGGGCUUUCAUAUUGGCCAUGGCACCGGUUCAAGCUCAUGUCUGUGCUUGUGCUGACAUUCUUUGGUUUCCACAGUUGUCUUGUCAGGCCCACUAACAGUUUGCUCUGGGGUUACUUAGGUGGGCAUCUACUUCUUCGAAACAGAAAUAAUCCUUCGAGAAUCAUACGUCUCAGCGUUCCACUUGGAAUUGUUUUCGGUGUAGUUGUUGGGAUGAGUGCAUUGGUGGACUGGUUUUACUAUGGUGAAUGGACGUUUCCAGCAGUCAACUUCUUGGAGUUCAACGUGGUGAAGAAUCUUCUGGUGUUCUACGGUGCUGCACCGUGGCAUUUCUACCUUCUCCAGGGCUUGCCAUUGAUGCUCAUGGGGUAUUUGCCUAUAUUCUUAAGUUCGCUCUGGUCAAUGCGGUGGUCAUUCCUCAGUGGCCUCACCAUGUUUGUCACUGGGGCGUUUUCUGCCAUUUCUCACAAGGAAUUCCGGUUCCUACAGCCUAUAUACCCCGUAAUGCUUGUUCUUACUGCCGUACAAGCGCAUCGUUGGAGAAACCUGAAGUAUAUGAAAUAUGGAGCAGGGUUGAUUAUUGCGGUGCACAUUUUCGCAGCCUUUUUCUUUACACAAAUUAAUGAGGUUGGGGAAAUUGAUGUGGUGCGCUACCUUAAAAAUACACCAACAGUGCUGUCGGUGGGGUUCCUCACGCCUUGUCACUCGACUCCGUGGCAUAGCAUGCUUCACCGGCGUGAGUUGGUGGAUUCGUCGUGGUUUCUCACAUGCGAGCCUCCAUUACAUUUGGAGCGAGGUAACUCGGAGAAUGUCCGAGAGUACCGAGACGAACUGGAUUGGUUUUUUGACGACCCGGUUGGAUUCUUGGACCAGCGGUUACCUCGGGAUGAUGUCGGGAAAUGGCCAAGUCACAUUGUUAUCUUUGAGCCCAUGGAGACUAUUUUCGACUCAUAUGUAAAUGGAUCUGGGUAUGAGCAAUGCACUCGAUUCUUCAACAGCUAUUUUCAUUGGGACGACAGACGCAGAGGAGACAUGAUAGUGUACUGUGAUACGAGAGUGAAGAAAGAGCAUGAGAGUGGAGAAAUGAACAACACAACAUAA
Messenger RNA from Sungouiella intermedia, 1551 nucleotides. NCBI's taxonomy places the organism in Eukaryota, Fungi, Ascomycota, Pichiomycetes, Serinales, Metschnikowiaceae. The record is from the annotation of a GenBank genome assembly.